GUGCAAACGACGCGUACGGUGUAAACGACGCGCACGUCUCGCUUGCACAUCUACACAUAUAUACACAUUUAAACACAUUUGACGAUGUAAAUAGCGCUAGUAGCAUAGUAGUGUGUGGAGCGCGGCUGUACAAUAUUGAUAACAAACGCACUUUGUCAUCGUGUGUCGAACAAAGUGUUCUGUUGCACGACAACCGUGUAGCGUGUGAAAUAAGAACAGAAGGCAAGUAACGCGACGCACGUUGUUGCGUGGCGAUGAGUGGAUCCGAGCAUAGUUACAGUAGUAGUAACAGUUGCAGCAACAACAUUAGUAACAGCCUUGCAUGGCACAUCAGGUACAAAAGACAGCAGGGCAUCGUCGUCGAGCUAUAACCUCGACCGAAGACAAAUCAAGAUUUUCAUGAGCCUUCGUGGUGCGUCACGAUCUCGGCGUACAUUCGCAAAGGUACGAAGAACAGCCACUUUACUUGUGGAAGAUGCACAGUGCAGAGCUGGCUUCUUGUUAUUCUUAUUGAGCCAAUUGUCCUGCUACUGCUACUGCUUAGCGACUGCACCGGCGAUCUGCCAAAAUGAAGAUCACUGGUAUAAUCAUUGCCGUGUGGCGAGGCUUAAUAGACAGCUUACGUGGUGCACUUGUCCUAUUCUCUAUGGACAAGCAAUUCAACGAAAGGAUAAAAAAAUCUGCCUCAAAGGUAGACUCUCGUAGGAAAGAGAACACUGUUGGACAGAGUCCAGCCAAGUUCUCUAAGCAACAUAGGGAAUCAAAGGUGCUACAAAGAACAGUUCAGUGCUGUGCUUUGAAUGGUGGUGUAUGCUUAGCUAGCAUUCUUAUUUUUGAAUAUGGAUUGUUGCCGUCUCUGAAAUAUUUAUUAAAUAUAAUAUUUGGUCAAUCUCCGGGUAUGGGAACUUUUGUUUGGUCAUGGAUGAAACCAUUUUUGUCACUCAUUUUCAGCACUGUAUGGAUACUGCCAGUUUUCUUAUUAAGUAAAAUAAUCAAUAUGCUAUGGUUUCAAGAUAUUGCAGAUAGUGCAUAUAGAUGUCGUCAAGGUAGACCAGUACUAUUGUCAAGUAUCAGUAAGCUUUUAGCUGAUAUGGCUUUCAGUACUUUGGUGCAAGGCUUGUUUUUAGGCCAAAGUAAUCUAGUAUCAAAAGUGCCACUGCCACCAAUUGGUGACAUUCUUGAACUUUUACAUUUGUGCCUUCUUAAUGCUUUAUAUAGUUUUGAAUACAAAUGGUACAACAUGGGAUGGGAAUUGCAUAGACGACUUGAAUUUAUUGAAUUUAACUGGCCAUACUUUGUUGGAUUUGGGUUACCACUUGCAUUAUCUUCCAAAUUAUCAGAUUCAUAUGUUAUAAGGAGCUGUGUAUUUGCUAUACUAUUCCCAUUAUUUAUCGUCAGUGGAAACGAAGCAGAACCAGUUAUUGCUGUCUGUGACUGUCAUUUCAAAAUAUUUUCUCCUGUGGUUGCCAUAUCUAAUGCAUUAUUUAGUAAAACAAUUGCACCGAAUAAGAGACGGUGACAAGAAGAAGUAUCAAGUGUUUUGGAUGAGAAAUCUGGCGAAAAAGAAACUUAAUUUGGAAACUUGGAAGUUUUUCAUCAAACUUUUAAACGACAAAACGAAAACACUUAAUUUCGCGCGUAAUGUAUACUUAGAACUAUGUAAAUAUGCAAUAAUGGAAAAUUUUAGAACAGAUUAUAUAGGGGUUGCCCAAGUCUGGCUUGUGUUAACUAACUUUAUAAUAAGGACAGUAAACAAUACCCUAAAUAACCUAUAAUAAUAUCUUUUAGUUAUUUUUAUAUAUAAGUUAGGUAGGGCUAAUUGUAAUAUGUGGGUGUAAAAUAGAAAUGUUAUCAUAAAUACGAAGUUUAUUGGUUUCUAUAUUUUUAUAAGUUUAAUUUGAUUAGAGGAAUUAAUAUUUAGUAGAAUGAUCUUUUUAUUUCGGAUAGUUCAUUUCAAUUUCAAUAGGAUUUAUUUUAAUUUUACAGCUUCUUUGCUACAUUUUUAUGAUUUUUUGAAUAUCUAUAAAUUUGUUUUUAAAUAUUUAAAUGGCUAUUAUUACAUCAUGACUGCUUAACUAGUCAAUUAAUAAUUAAUUUUUUUAUAAUAGAUCGAUACAAAUGUAUUUGUUAAUGUGCAGCAAUUAUUUGAAUUAUAGAUUUUUAUUUCUAGUUAAUUGAUUAAUUAAAUAAUAAAAUUUUAAUUAUGUAAUGAAUUUUUGAGUAUUCUUUAAGUUACAGGAAUAACUUAAUAAAUCUAAAUCAUGCUAUAUAAAUUUGUUCGAUUUCUUGUUAUAUUAAUUAUAUUAAGUUAUGUCAUGAUCAUGUUUUUGAUUUAAUUUACAGAACAGACAUAAUGGUUUAAGGUGUAUGAAAUAUAUAUGCAUAUAACAAUUUUUAUAUAAAUUCACCACUGUAAAAUACGUUUCUGACUUGUAAGUUUCAUUGGAAUGCUAAUUUUUUCAAUUGCGCCUUAUUUUUUUUAAUAAGAAUAGAGUCGUCUAAUAGUACUUGAAUAACAUGUGAUAGAACUUUU
This is a messenger RNA of Phymastichus coffea, 2533 nucleotides long. RefSeq names its product etoposide-induced protein 2.4 homolog (gene tank). NCBI's taxonomy places the organism in Eukaryota, Metazoa, Arthropoda, Insecta, Hymenoptera, Eulophidae. Gene Ontology annotation, cellular component: endoplasmic reticulum. Bases 569 to 1519 code for a protein of 316 amino acids. Gene Ontology annotation, biological process: macroautophagy. The record is from RefSeq and is a predicted model, not a curated record. The transcript is spliced from 6 exons.